UUUCAACAUAAACAGUAUUUAGCUCAAUGAAAAACAGAAACAAUGUAAAAUAUUCUAUAAUAUCCCCAUAUUUUCAAACAUUAGAAUAUUCCUUGAUUUACUUCAAUUUGAUUGGACAAUUCAAAGAUUUUUCAAAAAAAACUCCUCAAUUUGAUUGGUUAAAAUUUUUUUAGAUAUUUUAAUUCUAUACGAUAAUACAUUACAACAUAAAUUUUAAAUAAAGUGUACUUUUUUUGUACAGAGAGGGGGGUAGGGGAGGGGUGGCAACGGAAUAUAAUUAUCCAUAUUAUUAUUAAUAUUAUUAUUAUUAUCAAGUUUUAUUUUUCAAAAAAAAAUUACAAUCCCAUCCAAAUUAAAAUUAUAAAAAUAAUCAUGAAUUUUAAUAUAAAUUAAAAAAAUAUAAAAAUAAAUUUUACAAAUGAAUGAGUGUAUUCCAUCAUUAUUGGAAUUAAUCAAUCAAACGAAUCCGUUGAAUACCUCCUCCUCCUCCUCAUCAUCAUCAUCAUCCUCUUCUUCUUCUUCUUCAUCAUCAAAUAAUACUGAACUGAUUAUCAAUUAUAGUCUUAUUAAAUUUGGUACAGAAUUUAGUAAAAUACAUGGUCCAUUAAGUUUAGCUGUAUGUUUAUUUGGUAUACCAGCUAAUUUUGUAAAUAUUAUUGUAUUAACACGACGUGAAUUAUCACAGAAUGCAACUAAUCAUUUAUUAUUAUGGUUAGCUGUUGCUGAUUUAUUAUUAAUGAUAUUAUAUGCACCAUGUUUAUAUCAUUUUUAUAUUAUACAUCCACAUCCUAUGAAAAAUCCAAUUUAUACACCAAGUAAAUUAUGGAUUAUCUAUCAAGAAAUAGUUGUUAGUUGUGCAUUAAUGUUACAUUCAUUAGCCUUAUGGUUAGCUGUAUUAUUAGCAUUAUUUCGUUAUAUACAUGUAGGUUUUCCAAUAUCUGGUUCUAUAUAUACAACACGUAAAAGAGCAUUUUAUUCAGCAUUAUUAAUAACUAUAUUUUGUAUAUUUGUUGCUAUACCAAAUAUUUUAGUUAAUCAUUCUGAAUCAUGUUUAGGACCUACAUUAAAUUAUAAAUCAAUAAAUGGAAGUAUAUGGAAUAUGAAAAAUGUACAAAUUUAUUAUUAUAUAACAUCGGAACCAGAUUUAAUAGAAAUCAAUACAUUACAUCAUUUCAAUGUUACAUCAUCAUCAUCAUCAUCAACAUCAUCAUUUAAGUGGAGAACAAAACAAUUACAUAAUUUUAAUGUAUGGUUACAAGCUGUUAUUACUAAAAUUGCACCAUCAUUUUUAUUAACUAUAUUAACUAUUUUAUUAAUAAGUGAAUUACAAAAAGCUAUAAAACGUCGUAAAGCUUUAUUUAUUCAUCGUGAUAAAUCAUUAAGUAUUAUUAAAUAUAAUAAAAAACAAUCAUCUUUAUCAAUAAGACAAUCAACUUCAUUACCAUCAUCUACAUUACCAUUAUAUAAUAAUGAUGAAAGUAAAAAAUUAAGCCGAGAGAAUCGUACUACCGCUUUGUUACUAACUAUUGUAUUAUGUUUUCUUGUGAUUGAAUUACCUCAAGGUAUCUUAGUAACAUGUAUUCAUUUAAUUGAUCAAUUUGAAGAGAAAGUUUAUCAACAUUUAGGUGAUUUAUUAGAUUUUCUUACAUUAUUAAAUGAAUCUAUUAGUUUUAUUAUAUAUACAACUAUGUCUAAUCAAUUUCGUCAAACAUUUUGUAAUAUAUUUUGUCCAUAUUUAAUAAAUAAAACAAAUUUAUUAAAUGAUCAACAUACUAUUAUACAAUAUCGUCAACAUCAUUUAUUACCAUCGAAGAAUAAUGAUAAUAAUAAAGGUAGACAGCAUACAUUAAUUCCUGAAGAAGAAGAUCUUGAUGAACGUCAUCAACAAAUGGGUACUGAUGAUUCCAAUAUUAAGUGA
Messenger RNA from Schistosoma rodhaini, 1918 nucleotides. The record is from the annotation of a GenBank genome assembly. NCBI's taxonomy places the organism in Eukaryota, Metazoa, Platyhelminthes, Trematoda, Strigeidida, Schistosomatidae.